Pistacia vera is the source of this 1461-nucleotide messenger RNA. RefSeq names its product protein BRANCHLESS TRICHOME. NCBI's taxonomy places the organism in Eukaryota, Viridiplantae, Streptophyta, Magnoliopsida, Sapindales, Anacardiaceae. The record is from RefSeq and is a predicted model, not a curated record. Bases 250 to 1260 code for a protein of 336 amino acids. The transcript has a single exon.
GAUCAAAGUAAAGAUCUGGAAAGCAAGAGAAAGAUGGUUUUGAUUGAGAUGAGGUGCAUGUGAUGUUAUCUUUCUUUACAAUCCACACCCUCAAAGCAAAGUUCCAGGAUAAACGGGCCUACCUCAAUUGCUUUCUUGACAGAGAAAUCACCAUUAAGAAAAGAAAAAGAAAAGAAAGCAAAAAGCUAAACAAAGAAAAGCUCACAUUAAAAAGAAGAAGAAGAAGAAGAAGAUAUAUGAAGGAGGGUGAUGAUGAUGAUGAUCACUAGCCCUGAGAAUUCCACAAAUGAAACUAACAUUUCUCAAGAAUCCAUCAGCACCACCACUUGCCCCAGCUGGAAACUGUACGAGAAUCCAUUUUAUAAUUCACAGCAUCAUAAAAAUCAUCAUCGUCAACAACAACAACAACAACAACACCAAAGCUACAAGCAUAUUCAUAAUCUAAACCUUCCUCUCUCGGCUCGUAAGAUCGCAGCUUCUUUCUGGGAUCUAACCUUCUUCAGGCCAAUCAUGGAGACUGAGCUAGAUAUUGCACGAGCACAGAUAAUUGAAUUGAAAGCUGAGCUUGAUUACGAACGUAAGGCACGUAAGAAGGUUGAGUCUUUGAAUAAGAGACUGGCUAAAGAACUGGCUGAAGAGAGAAGAGGAAGAGAAGCAAUGGAGAGAGUGUGUGAAGAGCUUGCUAGAGAGAUUUCAUCUGAUAAAGAAGAGAUAGAUCGCAUGAAGAGAGAUAUGGAGGAAGAAAGAAAGAUGCUGAGAAUGGCUGAGGUGUUAAGAGAAGAAAGAGUUCAAAUGAAGCUCUCAGAUGCCAAGAUGCUCUUGGAAGAAAAGUUAAUUGAAUUGGAGAAAACUAAAAGGGAUAAAAUUCCAGGACUCAUUAGUAGAGCUUCAAGUAGUUCUGGUAAUCUUUCAGGAAAAUUUUCCAGGUUCGUUCUGGGCGAGAAAUCUAUAGAUGAUAAUAUUGAUAUUGAUUCAAAAGACUCAACAAGAUUAAGUUUGGGUUCAAGUGAAAAGUUGUCUUGCAAUGAUAAUGUUAAUUGUGUUUCAUCCAUGGCAAUCCAGCGAAGAACAUCAACAGAAGCUGAGAAUCCACAUAUAAAGCGAGGGAUUAAAGGGUUCGUUGAAUUUCCCAGAGUGAUUAGAGCAAUUGGAUCCAAAAGUAGACAUUGGGGAACAAAACUGGAGUGUCAAAAGGCUCAGCUAAGGAUUCUACUUAAUCAAAGGAAUCCAAUUCGAUCCAAUAAUCUUAUUUUGAGUUAAAAGAGAUCGUCAGUAAUGUUGUUCAGAAGUGCCUUCAAUUCUAUGUCUUGAUUAAUUUUUGUUCUUUCUUUACAUGUAAUAUUUUUCAUACCGUCUUGUUCAUCCUUUAUGUUUCCGCAAAUGAUUACCAGUACUAUUACUCAGUACCCGAAACUUCAUUGUUCCAAGAAGUUUUAAUUAUAAUCAAGAAUGAAGUAAAUA